Molecule: messenger RNA, 1663 nt
Organism: Schistocerca cancellata (South American locust)
Lineage: Eukaryota; Metazoa; Arthropoda; Insecta; Orthoptera; Acrididae
Product: gamma-glutamyl hydrolase-like
Exons: 7
Coding region: 534-1478 (314 amino acids)
Biological process (GO): tetrahydrofolylpolyglutamate metabolic process
Cellular component (GO): vacuole
Molecular function (GO): gamma-glutamyl-peptidase activity
Source: RefSeq, a predicted model, not a curated record
AACUAAGGACUCCAAGAGCAGGCAUUUUGUUUUGUUUUUUGUCUUAAUGCUCAGUGAAUGUCCCUCCCCAUUUUUUUUUCUGUCGCUGAGAUGGGCAGAGCUCACUGUCUCAGCUCCCAAAUAUAAAUCUGUUAAUGCGAAAGAUAAGUCUAAUAAUGGAGAAGCAAUAGCUCUUUUGGGUGUUGUCACAGAAUUUUCUUCAUAUGUGUUUGUUAAGUAGGCUUAUUUAUGUGCAGCGAUCUUAAUUACUGUAGAUGAAACAGUUAAGAAUGUUGUUCGAUUUCUGUCUUAAUUUAUGUAGCUACCUUAAUUGUAUAAUGCAUCUCUGAAAAACUUAUGCUUAGCUAGCUUGAAUUGCUCGUCGAGAAUUUUAGAUGCAUCGAGCUGUUCGAUACACAUUGUGAAACCGCGUUAGUAAUUUAAAAGUGUUAUUGUUUGGCUAUUCUUAUCAAAAGGCUCACUCGAAAGAUAAUUGUGCGAUAAGUAUUAUCCGUGCAAGUACGGAAGACUAAGUCGUACUGAGACUGUUAAUUAUGCAUAUUGCCGUAUGUCUGCUGUUACUUUUUACAGUUGUAAAAGGAAUACCACUCAGACGGAAUGACAGACCGAUAAUAGGGAUUUUAUCUCAAGAACUAUCGCCAACAGUUUCAGGAAUAUUUGGAAAUCAUUCUAGCUAUAUUGCAGCGUCGUAUGUCAAGUAUGUGGAGGGGGCUGGAGGUAGGGUAGUACCUAUAUGGGUGAACCAGACCGAGUCGUAUUACAGAGAAGUAAUUAGUAGAAUCAAUGGACUUCUGUUUCCUGGUGGUGCUUCAUAUUUUACGAAUACUGAUGGCUAUGCAGCAGCAGGAGAAAUUUUGUACAAUUUAACCGUUGGUUUAAAUGAAAAUGGUGAUUAUUUUCCACUUUGGAGCACAUGUUUGGGAUUUGAGCUGAUGCUAUAUUUAGCAGCUGGUCAAAGAGAACAUCGUUGUUCCUGUUCUGCAAAUGAUGUUGCUCUUCCUCUAGAGUUUACACAUGAUUUCAAUGAAAGCAGCCUUUUUGGUGCAGCUCCAGAGAAUGUUAUAACUGCUCUUGGGUCACAGAAUAUUACUGCUAAUUACCACAACUUCUGCGUAACUCAAAAGAACUUAACGGAAUUUGGCUUGAGUGGGCAGUGGCAUGUCCUCUCUGUGAACCAUGAUAUAAAUGGUGUGGAAUUUAUAUCAUCUAUCCAGUCAAGACUGUAUCCUUUUUAUGGUGUCAUUUUUCAUCCAGAAAAAAAUGCAUAUGAAUGGAAAUCAAAUAAAAACAUACCCCAUAGUUCAGAUGCAGUGGUUGCGAUGCAGUACUUUGCAAACUUUUUUGUGAAUGAAGCUCGUAAGAACUUUCACAGCUUUCCAUCAGUGGAAUCUGAAGAGUCUGCACUUAUUUAUAAAUAUACUCCUACAUAUACAGGUGAUCAUCUUAUCUAUGAACAGUGUUAUUUUUUUGAUUACUAACAGUUACAGGUGUACUCGCCCGACAUUUCUGAAAGAAUAAUUUGUCAAUAAAUGAGAUGAGAUGGAGCAAUUCACUAUUUUGUCUUAUAUUCCUUUAUUGCUAAUUGCUGGUAAGAUUAUCUUCUUAAGGGUUGAUUGUACCUUCGUAGGGUGAAAAAUAUAAAAAAAUUUUUUUUGCUCGUAAA